CACAUUGAACGAGAGCUAGAAAAAACACGGGAUCCUGUUAAAAGAGGAAAGCUAAAAGAUAUGAUGUCUGUUCAUAAUCAAAGGCAAAUGAAAGAGAGAAGAUACUACUACAAGAAAAGGGAAUUGGCUAGGGGCAACCCCAGCCAUUUUCUUAGUAUUAUCAUUGAUGGCAUGGACCAGAGUAAAACUAAUUUGCCACAUUUCACAGGAAGACUUAUGAAGGGUGUAGACCCAAACAGUUUUUUGAAGACUCAUAUUCAAGGAGUAUUGAAUCAUGGACUAGAAUCACUAGAUUUGUAUGUGGAUAUUAAUGUGGAUGCAAAUCUAGUGAUGAAUAUCAUAUUGAAAAGCACAUACAAGGCUUUAUUAAUAACUGGAUUUCUACAGAGCACGUUUUACAUUCAAGCUGACAACUGUGCCAGAGAAAAUAAGAAUAAAUUUGUCCUUGGUUUCUGUGAGCUACUUGUUACUUUGGAUAUAUUCAAAGAAGUCCAUUUAUCAUUUCUCCAUGUUGGACAUACUCAUGAAGACAUUGAUGCUUCCUUUUCCCAAUUAUCAAUGAAGUUGAGAAAAUCUGAUGCAGAGACGAUGCCAAAACUUCUUUCACUUCUAAAUGGAGCUAAGCAAUUAAGAGGUCUUUUUGACAUCAAAACCUGGCUGGAACCAUGUUUGAAUCAGAUCAAAAAACAUUCCAAACCACUUCAUUUUAAGUUCAACAGAGACAUAUCCCAGAGAGUUGUUAUGCACUACCGGCCCAACAGCAGUCGACCAUGGACUCCCACUGUAGAAACUAUGCUCCAUGCAGUCCCUUCUGGCAAACCACAAAUACUCAUACCUCCAAACUUCCAUAAAAUUGAUACAGCAGCCAUAAGGAAAAACAUCGAAAAACUACAUGUACUCAAGACCACAAGUAUUCAAAUGGAGGAUUGA
Saccostrea echinata is the source of this 930-nucleotide messenger RNA. RefSeq lists its product as uncharacterized. The record is from RefSeq and is a predicted model, not a curated record. Bases 61 to 930 code for a protein of 289 amino acids. NCBI's taxonomy places the organism in Eukaryota, Metazoa, Mollusca, Bivalvia, Ostreida, Ostreidae. The transcript has 6 exons.